This is a messenger RNA of Macadamia integrifolia, 601 nucleotides long. RefSeq names its product double-stranded RNA-binding protein 1-like. The transcript has 2 exons. NCBI's taxonomy places the organism in Eukaryota, Viridiplantae, Streptophyta, Magnoliopsida, Proteales, Proteaceae. The record is from RefSeq and is a predicted model, not a curated record. Gene Ontology annotation, biological process: rRNA processing; regulation of gene expression. Gene Ontology annotation, molecular function: double-stranded RNA binding; ribonuclease III activity. Bases 162 to 479 code for a protein of 105 amino acids. Gene Ontology annotation, cellular component: nucleus.
UUCAUACUAGAAAGUUUCUGAGAUGCUCCCCAUAGAGAGAGACUAGACCGUUCCUCGGCUCUGGGUUUUAGAGAGGGAUAGAGCGAUAGAGAAUCAUAUUUUGUUUCCAGGGUAGAGAAAAAGAGAGCCAAAUUUGGCUUUCUUCAGGCGAUAGGUAAGACAUGUCGCCCAAUAAUGGGUUCGAAGGCAUACCAAAGUGCUAUAUAUUUAAAAGCCGGUUACAAGAAUAUGCACAGAAGGCAGGGAUUCCUACUCCUGUUUAUGAGACUACAAAGGAGGGUCCUUCCCAUGAGCCAAGCUUCAGGUCCACAGUCAUUGUGAACAAUAUCGGAUAUGAUUCUUUGCCUGGAUUUUUCAAUCGUAAGGCGGCAGAACAGUCAGCUGCAGAAAUUGCUCUUAUGGAAUUAGCUAAAUCGGGGAACUUGAGGGAAUGCAUCUCAAACCCAGUGGUUUGUUUUUUCUUUCUCAUUAGUAUAUAAUGGCAUAUUGAUGCAUAAAAAGCAUGGCUUAAUGACGUGUGAAUAUUUCAAGGGCCUACCUUGAUGUCUGUAUUUAAUGCCAUCAUGAAUUGCUAAUGGAGUCACCUCUAAUUUAGGACAUA